Molecule: messenger RNA, 1851 nt
Organism: Colletotrichum lupini
Lineage: Eukaryota; Fungi; Ascomycota; Sordariomycetes; Glomerellales; Glomerellaceae
Product: WSC domain-containing protein
Exons: 3
Coding region: 1-1851 (616 amino acids)
Biological process (GO): cellular response to oxidative stress; hydrogen peroxide catabolic process; response to reactive oxygen species
Molecular function (GO): peroxidase activity; heme binding
Source: RefSeq, a predicted model, not a curated record
AUGUCCACGGACCAAAUCAAGGAUAGAGCAGUCCUUCGAUUCUCCCGGUUCGCCGUAGCUCGUCGGACGCGAACCAACAGUUUAAUGGUCGAAAAUGUACUAGAUGACUUUAUGCUGGCGUUAACUUCUCAAAAUUCUCGUGGCAAUGUGUUUGCUCAACACUCUGAGGCUUCGUUCGAAGUAUGUUUUGGCCAAUUUUUCUCUUUCAAUGAAGCUCUGCGAACAAAAGAAAAUGGGUAUAUUUGGCCAUGGAAAUAUGACUACAUUGAAGAUUUAAUGGUUCUCAAGAGCGGCUAUUUUGCGAACGUUUUCUCAGACGUAGAAACGCAUCCAUGUUCUUUCGGCGAAAGUUCCCUAGGUCGUCAGAAUGCAGCAGAAUGGAUCCGCACAGCUUUCCAUGACCUUAUUACUCAUAAUACUUUUUCGGGGGAAGGGGGGCUAGAUGCCUCCAUCAUGUUUGAACUCAAUCGGGAGGACAACGUCGACACCCGGCCUGUCUUCGAAACGACACUUCACUUCAUGAGUCUCUUCCACACCCCGAGGUCAUCGAUAGCCGACUUACUUGCACUUGGAGUCUAUACCAGUCUUGCCAAUUGCGGUGGCCCGCAGCUUCCCUUUCGCGCAGGCCGGUUAGACGCAACCGAAGCUGAUGCCAGCGGUGUUCUCACCCCGCAACCACACCAAGACCUAGAGAGCCACAAGUCUAUCUUCUCCAGGGCAGGGUUUUCGGAUACAGACAUGAUCUCUUUGGUUGCGUGUGGACACACUCUGGGCGGAGUCCACACAGCUUACUUCCCACACAUUUUGGGCAUCGACGAGUUCCCCAUAGACGGAGCUAAAGAACCGUCAACUAAGCUCGAUGUCGUGCAUUUUGAGGAAGGUCCAGGAUCCUCCGCGAGUUUCGACAACACCAUCGUUCUGGAGUAUUUAUCUGGGACCGGGUCGAAUCCGUUAGUCCACAGCCACAACGAGACUUUCCGUUCAGAUAAGAGAAUCUUCAGCUCCGACCAGAACGAGACAAUCAGAACCCUCUCAAACCAGUCGAAUUUCCUGGAGAAAUGCAAAGACGUCUUCGGCCGUAUGCUGAAUCUUGUACCACGUGAUAAAGGCAUCGAACUCACUGCACCAGUCAAGCCGAUCGACGUCAAGCCGUACAUCCGAGAGCAGUCGAUAGACUCAAGGGGAUCGAUCCGCUUCUCGGGCCGUAUCCGCGUGCGAGUCGGUCCCGCGACGGCGAGGAACGCCGACGACCUUGAAGUCGAGCUGUCGAUAGUGAACCGAAAUGCUACUGGGACUAUCCUCAUCAGGGCUGUUCGCGGCAGAAGGUCGGGUGGAGUAUCCUCAGGCCACUUUGGAGAUGCCUUCGCGUGGUUCGAGUUCAGCACUACCGUGCCGAGCAGCGUCGGUAUCAAGUCCUUCAACGUUUUCCUGAUCCAGCCGUCGACGGGCGACGUUGAAGUGCAUGACAACUUGGGACGCGGAUUUCCGGUGUCUGACGUACUGCUGUAUCAGCCACGGCAAUCAUGCUUGGACUCAGUUGUAAAAGAUGGGAAAAUAAACCUUAGAGUCGUGGCUGCGAUUCAUGAGACUGGCCCAGCGGGGGCUCCCACGUUGAAACUUUUCCGUAAAGUUCCGAGGGAAGACGUUGUUGUUCCGGCUUUCGAGGCUACAAUCAUCUCAUUUAAAUUGACGGCUGUGACGUAUGGGGCCUACAGAAUAUUUCAAGCAGACACAGCUCUUGACUUGGCAUCGUGGAAUACGCGAUUUGACGUCGUUCUCAAUUCGGAGAUCAAAGUCGAAUUUCUACCAACCAAUGUCUUGAGAUCAGCUAGCAAUUGCAAACCUCUAUGA